AUGCCUUCCAAGGCAUUUACCUAUUUCUACACCGCGUACUCCCUUGUUACCGUCCCGGCAUGGCUGGCGGCCGUGGCGAUUUACAACAUCCCAAAAUUCCUCCGGCCCAAUGCUGCUUGGUCAUACAAAACAGCAUUUAUGUGCAGUCUAUGGGAUGUGACGAUGAAUUAUUGGACGACUGUUCAGAAACUCUGGCCAAAGUCACUGGAAGCAGGCCCGUUGGGGAAUCAAUUCAUUGUGCUCACCCCCCAAAAGACCAUUACCACGAAGACCGAAGAAGGCCAAGAACAAACCCAAUCCGAAGUCUAUAAGGGAAUCACUUGCUCGGUUACGGGAGUUGAGCCCUUGCCCGUUGGGGCUGUCUGGUUCCCAGAGACCCCAGCUGAACCUCCACGGCGACUAAUCAUUCACUUCUACGGGAGUGCCUAUGUGAUGUUCGGUAGUCGUCCCGGUGAAACUGGCGAAGUAGGUAUCAAUGGACUCAGCAAAAGGUCCGGAUGGCCAGCACUUGCCAUUCAAUACCGCUUGUCUCGGGAUAAGAAAACCACAUUCCCUGCGGCACUCCAGGAUGGAAUCACUGCCUACGUUUAUGCUCUCGAGGAACUUAAGAUCCCAGCAUCUCAGAUCGCAUUUGCUGGCGACUCGGCAGGCGGCAAUCUCGUCGUGGCUCUGCUCCGCUACAUCAACGAGGAGAACCCGGUGCUUCCGUUACCUCGCUGUGCAGUUCUGUCGUCUCCUUGGGUCGGUCUGAGCACCAAAUCCAUUGAGGAUUUGCCCCUGAACCGCAAUUACAACACCGACUUUGUCAAACAGAAUUUCCUUGACUGGGGCCGGAAGGCCUUCAUACCUGAGGGGUGGGAUAGCAAUAACUCCUGGAUCACGUUUCUAGGAAACGAGACUCAGCUGGGUAUCCCGGUCUUUGUCAAUACUGGUACAUCGGAAGUCCUUUAUGAUGACAUCAUGAAGUUUGCCGAGAACUUGAGGGAGAAGGGUAAUGAGGUUGAAGUGCUCGAAACUCCUAACUCAUCCCAUGUCCCUUAUCGGCUUGGUAACGAUUGGGACUUGGAAGAAGCUCAGGCUAUUUGCUUGGCGACUAUGACUAGAUUUCUUGAGAAAACCAGUGAUUGA
Molecule: messenger RNA, 1128 nt
Organism: Penicillium pulvis
Lineage: Eukaryota; Fungi; Ascomycota; Eurotiomycetes; Eurotiales; Aspergillaceae
Product: Alpha/Beta hydrolase protein
Exons: 1
Coding region: 1-1128 (375 amino acids)
Molecular function (GO): hydrolase activity
Source: RefSeq, a predicted model, not a curated record